Eurypyga helias (sunbittern) is the source of this 1046-nucleotide messenger RNA. Its product is annotated as phosphatidylinositol 3,4,5-trisphosphate-dependent Rac exchanger 1 protein-like. The record is from RefSeq and is a predicted model, not a curated record. The transcript is spliced from 9 exons. Gene Ontology annotation, cellular component: cytoplasm. The annotation marks the transcript as partial. Gene Ontology annotation, molecular function: phosphatidylinositol-3,4-bisphosphate 4-phosphatase activity. Lineage: Eukaryota; Metazoa; Chordata; Aves; Eurypygiformes; Eurypygidae.
AUACUGAGCUACAGCUGAGACGUGAUUCCAUCUUCUGUCAGUCUCUUGUGGCUGCUAUUUGCACCUUUUCAGAGCAGUUACUGGCUGCUCUCAACUAUCGAUACAACAACAAUGGGGAAUAUGAAGAAAGCAGCAGAGAUGCCAGCAGAAAAUGGCUGGAACAGAUAGCAGCCACCGGGGUUUUACUGAACUACCAGUCUCUUCUCUCCCCAUCUGCGAAGGAGGAGUGUACCAUGCUGGAAGACAUCCAGGUCACUCUGCCUGAACUGGACAAAGUUGCCUUCUAUUUCAAGCAGCUGGAUGAAAGCCUUGUAGCAAAUACUCAUGUCUUCUACCACAUCGAAGGAAGUCGUCAGGCCUUGAAGGUUAUCUUUUAUCUUGACAGCUACUACUUCUCCAAACUGCCUUCUCGGUUUCAGAACGGGGGAAGCUUGAAGCUGCACACGGUGCUCUUUACAAAAGCUCUGGAGAGUGUGGAGGGGCAAUCGCAACCAGCUGGCUCAGCUCUAGAAGAACUCCCACAGCAAAUUAAUGGUAUUUCACUUGAAAAAGUGCAGCAAUACUACCGUAAACUCAGGACAUUUUACCUAGAGAGGUCGAACUUGCCCACUGACUCCAAUACCACUGCAGUGAAAAUCGAUCAGCUUAUUCGCCCCAUUAACGCAAUGGAUGAGCUUUGCAGGCUGAUGAAGUCCUUUAUUCAUACAAAACCAAGCCAGUCGGGAUAUUCGAGCAGUAGCUUGUCAGGAGCUGGCCUGCUACCCAUAUCCUCUGAGCUCUGCUACCGACUCGGAGCCUGCCAGAUUACUAUGUGCGGUACGGGGAUGCAGAGGAGUACGCUGAGCGUGUCCCUGGAGCAAGCAGCCAUCCUGGCUCGAAGUCACGGCCUUUUGCCCAAGUGCAUCAUGCAAGCUACAGACAUCAUGCGGAAGCAGGGACCGAGGGUUGAGAUCUCUGCCAAGAAUCUGAAAGUGAUGGACCAAAUGCCCCAGUGUGCGCCCCGACUCUACAGGUUGUGUCAGCCACCUACAGACGGGGAUUUAUAG